AUUUUAAUUGAACUGUGACUGCGACCUGUGCCUGUGACUGUGGCUGUGUGGCUUAGCGUUCCGUUCUUAGUAGUAGGCGGAACGAAGAAGUAAUAAUUAUUAUUUUAAGUAGUAAUAGUUGUUGUAUUUUGUAUUUGUAUUCGUAAGAUCGUAGAUCAUAGGUUUCGCUCCGGCUCAGUCAUAAUUUUGAGUUUUGACUCAGUGAAUUAGACUAUCCAAAAUUAUGAAGCUUCUUGGAAAAGUUCUCGUUCUAUUAUUGAUAGGAUGCAGCUUUACGCAGAAUUUUAUUGAACCUCUUGAACCUGUUGAUAUACAGAAAUUUCAUAUUGAUCCUAUUGAUACCAUUGAUCGUGGUUUUGGUAAUAGCAGCACUGGAGUAAUUGGAGUACUACUAAAUGCCAGUGAAUAUGGGAAAAGUAUUAAAUCUUUUUAUCAAUAUAUUUCAUCAUCACUCAUAGACAUGUGUCGCGAUCCUAGGUAUCCUGGGCUUAGACUAAAGAUAUUUGCGAUCCAUAAAGAAGUAUUUAAUGAAGCUGAUACCUGUAUCAAUAGCAUAUUAUAUGAUGUAGAAUUAACCGAGAGAGAAUUUUAUCGAGCUGUAUCCAUUGGUAGCCUCCAAACAUUUUUAAAGAAACUCUGCAAGGCUUGGCCAACAAUUUAUGACUGCAUUAAACCUGUCGUCAGUUACUAUAAGAGAUGUUUAACAAGAGAUCAAAAACUCAGUGUUGAUGAAGGACUUGCAUUCCUCAACGAGGAGAACAUUUUUUUCUGCGGGAACAAUACGCACCGUUUAUUGAAAUUAGUCAAUAUUGAGUCUACGCAAUGUUUUACCUUGGUGAGUAAGGAUCUUCAGAAAUGUCAAACUACCAUAGUCAACAAACUAGUACAAUUAACAAAACAAAGUCGCAACGCAAUGGGCUCUAUGACUUUUGAGGAAGAAUACGAGUUUUGUAGUGCCUUACACGAUCAACGUAAAUGCACCUCCUCGAUACUUGCCACAUGUAAUUCAACGGAUCCUUCCAAUAUCAUGGAUGACUAUAUGGCACUGAUACAACACAUAUUUUGCAGUUCAGCAUCAAGAUUAUCUUGGUUUGGUUUUGUUAAUCUUUUGUUAUUCGUAGGAAUAUAUUUAUAUUCUAAGAUGUUUUAAGCCAUUAUGGCAAUACAUAGCUAGUUUCACAAAUAGUUUUAAACAGCUUGUGGCUAAAUAAUAUGACUUUGUUUAUAUACAGUGUGUCCACGAUUGAGGUGCCCAAGAGGAAAAACUUUUUUAUUUUCAAUUUCAGCGAAAAAUGUCAUUCUUGAUAAAAAGUUUUGCUUGUUCUAAAACCCCAUAAAACGAACUAAAAUUCAAGGUUUUCAAAUCCUGCUUAAUUUUGUAGCCAAUUUUAUGCAAAUCCCUAUAAAUUUUUGCACUAAGUUCGAAAUCGUAACAAUAAUCUAGUGUUGCCAAGCCACAAUGCAGCUUAGUAACUGUCAACUCGGAUAAAUAAUUUGCGAAUUGUCAUUUUGUUCGACAAUGUUAAGCGUUCAAUAAAAAAAUUAUCUUGUGAUACAUUUCAUUAUUAAAAUUAUUGGAUUAAUAAUUAUUUAAUUAUUAAAUAAUUGGAUGUUUCAAGGAGAACGACAAAGUAUGGCUUCAUAAUCCAGAGAAGCGAAAGGGUUGUUCUCCCAAGUUAUUAUUGUUACAAUUUCGAACUUAGUGCAAAAAUUUAUAGGGAUCUACAUAAAAUUGUCUAUAAAAUUAAGCAGGAUUUGAAAAACUUGAAUUUUAUUUCAUUUUAUGGGGUUUUAGAACAAGCAAAACUUUUUAUCAAGAAUGACAUUUUUGGCUAAAAUUGAAAAUAAAAAAGUUUUUCCUUUUGGGCACCCCAUCCGUGGACACACUGUAUAUUUUGAUUAUAUUAAAAAUAUCUAAUGUUAGAGGUAAAAACUUAGUAUAAGUAUUUUGAUAACGCUAUUAAAAUAAGGUUUUAAAAUAUUUUAAGUAUUACAUAGAUAUUUGAUAUUAUAUAAGUAAUAUUUA
Diabrotica virgifera virgifera (western corn rootworm) is the source of this 2026-nucleotide messenger RNA. RefSeq lists its product as uncharacterized. The coding region runs from base 224 to 1150 and encodes 308 amino acids. Lineage: Eukaryota; Metazoa; Arthropoda; Insecta; Coleoptera; Chrysomelidae. The transcript has 5 exons. The record is from RefSeq and is a predicted model, not a curated record.